CGCGGCGCUCCAGGCAGACCGAGGGACAGGCUGCAGCGGGCCCGGCCGAAGGGGCCCGGGCCCGAUCUCCGAGCCAAGAUCCGCGGGAAGCUGCCCCGUCUGACGCUCGGCGGCUCGGCGGCUCGGCUGGCUCGAGGCCUCUUUGCGAGGGACUGGGGGGGGGGGGCCGUCCCCCUCCAGGGCGGAGGCCGGAGGCUGCAGGUAGCUGCCAAGCAUGGCGCCUGCCUGGGGUCCCGGCGUGGCAUCUGUGGUUGGUCCCAUCGGCCUCCUCGUGGUCCUGCUGGUCGGAGGCUGCGCAGCAGAAGAGCCCCCCAGGUUCAUCAAAGAACCCAAGGACCAGAUUGGUGUGUCGGGGGGUGUGGCCUCCUUCGUGUGUCAGGCCACGGGCGACCCCAAGCCACGGGUGACCUGGAACAAGAAAGGCAAGAAGGUCAAUUCCCAGCGCUUUGAGACAAUCGAGUUUGACCAGAGUGCGGGGGCCGUGCUAAGGAUCCAGCCACUCCGGACCCCCCGGGAUGAGAACGUGUACGAGUGCGUGGCCCAGAACUCCGUCGGGGAGGUCACGGUGCAUGCCAAGCUCACUGUCCUCCGAGGUACUGGGCUCCCUGGGGAACUUCCAAGGGUUUCAGGAACUCUGUGCCAGAAACAGGACAAAGACAAAUUUCUAUUUCUUAUUAUAAAUCACAAUAUCACAAUGACCUUUAUCACAGCACUUGGUCCACUGCAGUAUAAGAAUAAGUUAUGGGACCGUGAGCUUCUCAACUGUGCAUUCCCAGAGCCCAGCACAGCACCUGACAUGUAG
Molecule: messenger RNA, 802 nt
Organism: Leptonychotes weddellii (Weddell seal)
Lineage: Eukaryota; Metazoa; Chordata; Mammalia; Carnivora; Phocidae
Source: RefSeq, a predicted model, not a curated record